This is a messenger RNA of Poecilia reticulata (guppy), 737 nucleotides long. The record is from RefSeq and is a predicted model, not a curated record. NCBI's taxonomy places the organism in Eukaryota, Metazoa, Chordata, Actinopteri, Cyprinodontiformes, Poeciliidae.
CCAACAUGAUGUCUUACAGCUGUAAAGUACUUUUUUAUGUCCUGAUCUCCGCCAGACUGAUGGUUCCUCUGGAUGCUGAUGAUGAUGAAUGCACAACAGAUCUAAAAGUUCGUCGGAAUACAAUUUAUAAAGUGAAUCUUGGAGAACAGCUCAGGAUUGAAUGUCCAGUUAAGUUCUGCAACAAUUUACCACCAACAAUCUGCUGGACUAAAGUUAAGGAAGAACUUAUUUGUCUCAAUGACAACAAUACCAAUCACAUCAAGACAGAAUGGAAAAUAUCAUAUCCGUCAGAAGGGAUAUUCUACUUGGUAUUUCAAAGCAUCAUCAUGAGUGAUUCAGGUGGAUAUUACUGUAAAGGUGGAGGCAGUGUGAGUCAUAUCAUCUACAUCAAUGUUGAUGAUAUGGGCACAAAGGACACACGUAAACCAAUAAUCAAUGACACAAACGACCAAUCCGAAACUGAACCAGCAGACAGAUUUUUGUUGUAUAUGUACUCUGCUGCUGGGAUUGGUUCCUUYGUCAUCAUAGUGAUUAUUAUUUCUGUGAUAUUCAUGCGAGGGUGUAAAGGGAAGUCAAGGAAAGAGAAACAAAAAGAAAAUCAGGCUGAGCGAGCCAUGACAAAUGCCGCUGGGAUCCAAUUCUCCCCCAGAGGAAGUCAGGGGAAUGUAAAGCAGGCAGAGGAACUCAGUUCUGUUGUGUACAUGGUCGGCCAGGAAGGGAAGCUCUCCGGUCGCUGA